AUGUGCCUUACCUUCCUGCCCCCUGCCUUCCUGCCCCCUGCCUUCCUGCCCCCUGCCUUCUCGCCCCCUGCCUUCCUGCCCCCUGCCUUCUCGCCCCCUGCCUUCUCGCUCCCUGCCUUCUCGCCCCCUGCCUUCUCGCCCCCUGCCUUCCUGCCCCCUGCCUUCCUGACCCCUGCCUUCUCGCCCCCUGCCUUCUCGCCCCCUGCCUUCUCGCUCCCUGCCUUCUCGCCCCCUGCCUUCUCGCCCCCUGCCUUCUCGCCCCCUGCCUUCUCGCCCCCUGCCUUCCUGCCCCCUGCCUUCCUGCCCCCUGCCUUCUCGCUCCCUGCCUUCUCGCCCCCUGCCUUCCUGCCCCCUGCCUUCUCGCCCCCUGCCUUCCUGCCCCCUGCCUUCUCGCUCCCUGCCUUCCUGCCCCCUGCCUUCUCGCCCCCUGCCUUCCUGCCCCCUGCCUUCUCGCUCCCUGCCUUCCUGCCCCCUGCCUUCUCGCCCCCUGCCUUCUCGCCCCCUGCCUUCCUGCCCCCUGCCUUCCUGCCCCCUGCCUUCUCGCCCCCUGCCUUCCUGCCCCCUGCCUUCUCGCCCCCUGCCUUCUCGCUCCCUGCCUUCCUGCCCCCUGCCUUCUCGCUCCCUGCCUUCUCGCCCCCUGCCUUCUCGCCCCCUGCCUUCUCGCCCCCUGCCUUCCUGCCCCCUGUUCCUUGA
Indicator indicator is the source of this 693-nucleotide messenger RNA. RefSeq lists its product as uncharacterized. The record is from RefSeq and is a predicted model, not a curated record. NCBI's taxonomy places the organism in Eukaryota, Metazoa, Chordata, Aves, Piciformes, Indicatoridae. The coding region runs from base 1 to 693 and encodes 230 amino acids. The transcript is spliced from 2 exons.